GGCCUUAUAAGUUUUUGUCUGUUCAAAAAACAAGCCGGUCAAAAAAAUCUACCUUUCUUAAAACCUUGGUCUUAGUCAAUAAAUGAGAGCUUCCUCCGUUGAAAUUUAAGCCACUGGGAAAUUGUACUUGCAAAUUGAGUGGUCGGUCCAGAUAAAAUUAAGAAGAAGGAACAAAAACGAAAAGUCUUCUUUUUGUAUCUUGCUACCUUACAUUUUAAGAGUUGAUUGGUCUUGUGGGGAUCAAACUCACCAUUAGUCUUGAGAAAUCUCUUCUCUACGGAUAUGUUUGGUGAAUCUCUCUCAACUUUUGCAUUUCGCUUUACUAUCUCUCUCUCUUUACCUUUCUUUAACAUAAAGCAAAUGGAUGAGAGGGUUGGUGAAAUCUGAAAGGAAUCCAAUUUCGUUGGAGUUUGUUGUAUUAUAUAAGCCCAGUGUCUAAUCUUUUUUGACCUAUUUGUUGAAAAUUAAGGUGUAAAGUUUCCUACUUGAAGCUGUGACAUUUGAUCAAAACUUUAUGGAUUUCAAUCGAAAAGCUCAUCCGGAUUGUGUAUAUGCGGACAAUCCUUUCCAUGAGUGUGCUUCUGCUUGUUUAGAGAGAAUUGCUCAAGGCCAUGUGAAGAAGAACACUAAGAAGCAAGGUUCAAAGAUUCUUAGCUUCUCAGGGAGUUUCGGUAGGAAAAAGAAGGAACCGCAUUCGCAUUCACAACCGCUUUCACCGCUAUCUACAAGGCCUUAUCAAAACGGUGGUGGCGGUUUUACAAAUGCUAAUUCUCCGAAGGUUCAUCAUUCCGUAGCUCCAGCCGUUGCUGUGAAGAACAAGACGGUUUCUGACUCGAACAAGUCUUUCUCCUCUUCGUCAUCCGGUGAUCCAGAUGAUUUCUUUAAGCAUAAACCGGAGAAGAAACUCUCUCAAGUCACUCCUUUUUCCCACAACAAUUUGGUUGAUCGAGGCACAGCGGUAUCACCUAAACCGGGAAAACAAGAACACAACGGGAAGACUGAAGCAGGCGGCGAAACUACGCUAUACAAUUUCCUUAGCUCUCCAAUACCGCAUGGGAAACAGAGCAGUGAUGAUUACAGUGACGAUGACGAUGAAGAAGAGGAAAACAACAACGAGAUUGGAGUAGAGCUCGAUCUUGAAUCGGUAAUGUCUGACACUUUCGUCUCUGUCGGAAAAUACAGAGUGAGAUCGGGCUCGUCCACAAUCCUCAGCGGCAUCAUCGAGAAACACGGAGACAUUGCUCAAAACUGUAAGCUGGAAUCGGACUCAAUGCGGUCCCGUUACCUCGAGUGUCUAUGCUCACUGAUGCAGGAACUCAGGUCAACCCCGGUCGGGCAGUUGACCAAAGUCAAAGUCAAAGAGAUGCUCGCUGUUCUCAAAGACUUGGAGUCUGUGAAUAUCGAAGUGGCUUGGCUACGUUCGGUUCUUGAGGAGUUUGCGCGGUCUCAAGAAGAUGUGGAGACUGAGAAGGAGAGGCAAGAGGGUUUAGUGAAGGCUAAGAGAGAAGAGCUUGAAGCUCAAGAAUCGGAUUUGGUUCGGAUGGAGGAGGAAAUGGCCGAAGCGAGGUUGCGCAUUGAGGAGACGCGGGCUAUGAUGGUCGAGAUGGAGAGGGAACGGUCGAGGAUGGAGAAAAUGGGAUUCAAAAUGGAGAAAUUUAAAGGGAAAUCGUUUAUAGAUGAGCUUCUGUGAGUCUUUUUUUGUGUUGUGUGAUUGUCAUGUUGUUAAUAGUAAGUAGCAGCACAAAAUCGAAGAAGUACUCUAAAUGAGUUUUUAGGCUUUUUAAGUAUUAUGGGAAAGCUCUUUGUCAAAAAAAAAAAAAAAAAAGUAUUAUGGGAAAGCUCUGGUUUUAUUAGGAACUUGUAUUAUGGGAAAGCUCUGGUUGAAGUGUUAUGGGAAAAAAAAGUAUUAUGGGAAAGCUCUGGUUGAAGUGUUUUGUUGCUGCUAAUAUAUAUGUUUGGCUCUCUGAUACAAAAGGUUCUUUCAAUUGUAUUAUUUUUAAGUUUGCUUUUCUUUCGUUUUCUCUAACGGAAUGGUAUAAACCGAC
Molecule: messenger RNA, 2045 nt
Organism: Thlaspi arvense
Lineage: Eukaryota; Viridiplantae; Streptophyta; Magnoliopsida; Brassicales; Brassicaceae
Source: the annotation of a GenBank genome assembly